AUGAAGGUGGGCGAGUGCAGACGACCUUUCACCUUGUGAGUGGUGCCUAGUGCAGAGGUGUGUGUGUGACCCUGCCACGACACUGACGUCACUGUGUCCACACAACCUUUAGAAAACGUAGAGGUUAUCCCUCUCUCAUAGCACUCUAUCUCCUCAAUUCACUCUGUUUGCCCAGGAAAAGACCAGGCUAGAAGAGAGCAAUGUUGUUUUUUAUCAACUGUUCUCCCAGUCCACUUUAAAUGUGGUGGAAGGAGACAUAAAUAAAAUCGUAUGGACAACGAGCUGUUUUGGGGUUUUGAAGCUGCAUUGUAUUAACACAGCCAGAGGCUGCACUUUAUUUUACUCAAGGCAGGCACAACAUCAGAUGAGAUGUACUCCAAAAUUAUGUUAUUAACCAGACAGUGAACAAAGUCAAUAUCCUUUUGCCAUCAUGUUUCUUUUUGCUUGACUGCUGACUCAAGGAGCCUACUCCAGGUAUGUUCUCUGUCCUCUGGCUUUCUUUACCCCAGUCUUAAAUGUGGGUCCCAGUCAUGGAGCCAUCCUGUGUUAGCUGUGGCUGUGUUCCUGUGUUAAAGCAGAAUGAGUGUGGUCAGUGCUGAGCGUGUUUAUUGCACCUGUGUGUUCUGUCUCUCACGGCUGGUGGAGUGUGGGGUUAAUGAGGCGCUUAGGAUCCACCCACCUGGUUGGCUGGUUCAUGGUGAUGGUUAGGAAAACACGGGGGGUGGGGGGGGUUUCCCACAGUCAAAUUGUGCAAAGAUGUGUUUUCUCUCUGUAGCUGUCAUUGUAUCAUUAGACAAUAUGUAUAGAUUUUGUUUUGUGGGUAGCGCCAGUCGAUCUGAAACUGUUCAUGUCUGUAGUCUGACAAACCGUGCAAAUGACCCUCUCCUCUCCUUUCCUUCUCUCCCCUUCUCCAGGCUGCUGAAUAGAAUGGCUGCUGAUGAUCGGCACCUGCCCUCCAGCUGUGGGUCCUACAUCAAGACGGAGCCGUCCAGCCCCUCCUCAGUCAUCGACACGGUCAGCCACCACAGCCCCAGCGGCAACUCGGACGCCAGCGGCGGCUAUGUCAGCGCCAUGAACAGCCACUCCAACGGCCUGGACUCUCCGCCGAUGUUCACGCCCGGCGGGCUGGGCCCCGGUGCCUGCCGCAAGCGAUAUGACGACUGCUCUAGCACCAUCAUGGAGGACUCGCCCAUUAAGUGCGAAUACAUGUUGAACUCCAUCCCCAAGAGGCUGUGCCUGGUCUGUGGAGAUAUAGCCUCUGGGUAUCACUACGGCGUGGCCUCCUGUGAGGCCUGCAAAGCCUUCUUUAAAAGGACAAUACAAGGUAUUUCCCUCACGCCCCCCACAGACGCACAAACACACUCAGUACAAGGGAUCUGCCCCACUUGCAGACAGAACAAUACACUCCAUACAGGGUUUUACCUCUCCUCCUCCAGCAUAAAACACACACUAGAAGAUGUACUGUAUCUCCCUGUGGUGCUCCGAACACAAUCACCUACUGCCCUAAACUACUAUCUCAUAAUGUAGCUGUGUUCAUUUACAUAAUUUCCCUUUAUCUCCCUGGGAAAAGGUAUAUGUUUGAAAGGCUGGUGCCUCCAUUUGUGCUGCUAUCAAUGGCCUACAUUGCUAUGACACCCAGGGGACCUUCAUUAAUAGUGAGGGGAAUCACAUGCAGUGCAGCACAGUAUGAGACAACAGAUGUCCACAGGGGCUACAUACACAAUGGACAGCCACACACAGGACAGGCCACUAGCCCGUCGCUCGCGAUGACAUCAUCUGCUGGGUAGGUAGGGGCAGUGGUCGUGACAUCAUCAUCAGGGGGCAGGUUUGGUGGGAGUGGUUGUGCUGUUUGACUAGAAGACUGUGGGGGUGGGGUCCAAAGCAGGUGCUUGAUUAUUCCUGUCCUGUGUGUGUUUGUGUGUUUGUGUUUGUGUGUGUGUGUGUGUGUGUGUGUGUGUGUGUGUGUGUGUGUGUGUGUGUGUGUGUGUGUGUGUGUGUGUGUGUGUGUGUGUGUGUGUGUGUGUGUGUGUGUGUGUGUGUGUGGAAUAGGGUGCGAGUGCAGAUCUGCAUGGCAUGCUGUAUCACAGGUUCCCAUUAGAGAGACAAUGACAGGCCCCCCACUGUGUGUCUCUCUGUGUGCUCUGUCCUACAUUAAUCAGUGGGACCUACGGUAUGGAGGGAGAUAUUAUUGAGCCAGGGAAAAUCACUGCUCAACAUGCACAGCUGCCCCUGCCUAAGCUCAGACAGUCUGCUUAAGAAUUGGAGAAAUUAAAAUGAAAACUACAGGAGGCAAAUGAAAUAUUGAAAUAUUUAGCUAUAGUAAUGUCAUGCAGGAAGGGAAACAUACAGUGAGCUCCAAAAGGAUUGGGACAGUGACAUUUUUAGCUCUGUACUCCAGCACUUUGGAUUUGAAGUGAUAUAAUGACUAUGAGGUUAAAGACUGUCAGCUUUAAUUUGAGGGUAUUUUCAUCCAUAUUGGGUGAACCGUUUAGAAAUUACAGCACUUUUUGUACAUAGUCCCCCCAUUUUAGGGGACCAAAAGUAUUGGGACAAAUUCACUUACUGUAUAUGUGUGUUAAAGUACUCAAAAGUGUAGUAGUUGGUCCCAUAUUCCUAGCACACAAUGAUUACAUGAAGCUAUAUGGUUUGUUUUGGUUGUUUUUCAGAUUAAAAUGAAAUACAAUUGCAUUGGUCACAAGUGCCGAAUACAACAGGUGAAGACUAGAGUGAACAAUGCAGAGCUAAAAAAGGAAGACAAAUAUUUGCUAAAUAAAAAGGAAAUAGUAACACAAUAAAAACAAUGAGGCUGUAUUAUUUUGUGCCCAUUUAGAAAUGAAUAGUAAAUAAUGUAUUGUAUCAUUUUGGAGUCACUUUUAUUGUAAAUAUGUUUCUAAACACUUCUACAUUAAUGUGGAUGCUACAAUGAUUAUGGAUAGUCAAAUCAAAUCAAAUCAAAUUGUAUUUGCCACAUGCGCCGAAUACAACAGGUGUAGACAUUACAGUGAAAGGCUUACUUACAAGUGUUAAGUAAAAAAAAUAAAAGCAAAUAACUAAAGAGAAGCAGUAAAAUAAAAUAACAGUAGGGAGGGUAUAUACAGGGGGGUACCGGUGCAGAGUCAAUGUGCUGGGGCACCGGCUAGUCGACUUAAUUUAGGUAAUAUGUACAUGUGGGUAGAGUUAAAGUGACUAUGCAUAAAUAAUAAACAGAGUAGCAGCAGCAUAAAAGAGGGGGGUGGGGGGGCAGUGCAAAUAGUCUGGGUAGCCAUGAUUAGCUGUUCAGGAGUCUUAUGGCUUGGGGGUAGAAGCUGUUAAGAAGCCUUUUGGACCUAGACUUGGCGCUCCGGGGAAACAUUAUGUGCAGAAUAAAUUACAAAUAACGCAAAAAAACACACAUAAUAGUACAAUUGGUUAGAGGGCUGUAAAACGGCAGCCAUCUUCUCCGGCGCCACUUCUUCUAGUCCUGAAUGAAUCGUGAAUAAUGACGAGUGAGAAAGUUACAGACACACAAAUAUCAUGCUAACCUCUCACCAAUACAAUAAUGGGAGGUUAGCAUUUUCCAAUCAAAUCAAAUGUUGUGUCACAUGCGCCUAAUACAACAGGUGUAGACCUUACCGUGAAAUGCUUACUUACGAGCCCUUAACCAACAAUGCCAAAAAAGUGAGUAUGAAAAAUGUGCUAAAUAAACUAAAGGGAAAAUAGUAACUAAAACAAUAACAAGGCUAUAUACAAGGGGUACCGGUACUGUGUCAAUGUGCAGGGGUACGGGGUAGUUGAGGUAAUUGAGGUAAUAUGUACAUGUAGGUAGGGGUAAAGUGACUAUGCAUAGAUAAUAAAUAGAGAGUAGCAGCACUGUGUCUGAAUAAUGUGAAUGGUACUGUGUGUAUGUGUGUGUUUUGUAUGUGUGUGUGUUGGAGUGUCAGUGUAGUAUCUGUGAGUGUGUGGUUAGAGUCCAGUGCCUGUGCAAGAGAGUGAGUGCAAAAAAUAAGAAUAAAUAAGGGGUCAUUUUGGGGGAUAUGAUAUUUAUCCCUCUAACUUUCUCACUCAUCAUUAUUCACGAUUAAUUCAGGAUUAUCCUUAAUCUUGGUAGCAUCCACAUUAAUGUAGAAGUGUUUAGAAACAUAUUAUAUUCUUUUUUACAAUAAAGGUGACUCCAAAAUGACCCAAUACAUUAUUUACCAUUCAUUUCUAUUGGCCACCAAAUAAUCUGAAACACAACCAACACAGCAAAUGCAUCCAAGAAAUGUGUAGAAUCUCAAGCUUGAUGAAGUCAUUGCGUGCUAUGAAUAUGGAACCAAAUACUUAACUUUGUACUACUUUAAUACAUAUAUAAGUGAAUUUGUCCCGAUACCUUUGGUCCCCUAAAAUGGGGGGACUAUGUACAAAAAGUGCUGUAAUUUCUAAACAGCUCACCCGAUAUGAAUGAAAAUGCCCUCAAAUGAAAGCUGACAGUGUGCACUUUAACCUCAUAGUCAUUGUAUUAUUUCAAAUCCAAAGUGCUGGAGUACAGAGCCAAAACAACAACACAAUUGUCACUGAGUGCACUGUAUUUAUCUUGCAAAGGAGGCAAAUGUAUUUAUUCUAUUUUUUGAACUUUUGUCAUUGUACAUGCCUCAAAUAUGUUCUGUAGAAAUAAUGGUCUGUACAUCUCAAUUUAGGUCCUUAGCUUCUUGAACAAUGACCCCCCUUAAAAUGCCAUUAUUGCUCCCAGGUUAUGGAGUGCAGGCUGUCUAGUAGGCCUAGGUGUUGAUUUUGGACAUCCCAAAUCCUAUCAGCUUUAAACAGUCUAUGUACCUUUGCAGGCAAACAGAAGUAUUAGGCCAAAUCCUGCUGUUUACCCAUGCUGCCAUCAGCUAUCCUGUCUAUUGACAUAAGAUGAACAUUUUCUCUCAAGUAACAUAAAUGUGCUUUUGUCCCCUCGCUACAAAACAUUGAUGGCGACACACAAUAGAACAGAAAAUAUCAAUCUGGGAAGAAAGAGACGUCUUAAGUGGAGCAAUGGCCCAAACGAUUAAGAGAGAGGUACAUGAAAAGAAAAAUUGAAAGGUCUCUUUUUUUUCCUCCCUCACUUUGCAUUGUCGAUUUGAAAUCCCUCGCUUUCUCCUCUUGGAGGGCUGCCUGUAAUGGAGCUAAUCUGCCGUCGUUUGUCCGAGCCACAGGAGUUUUGUCAAUAACAAUCAGCGUUUGGAAAGUGUAAUUAAGGCCGAGGCUUUUCAUUAGGAGGAAGGGAGGGGGCUGUCUCCAGGGAGAGCAGGGCCAAUUAGAAACUCAGGCACGCGUCGCACGCUGGGUAAUUUCACGGAAAGGAGGGAGAAAAAAAACCUAGGACUUCUUUAGAUUGGAGAGGGACCCGAGCGCUCUUUCAGAGGAGGAGAGGCUUAAUGGCAUAAUAAUCAGACAGGGGUCCCAGUCCAGGCAGAACAGGACAGGGAGGAGGACCAUGCGACUUUUUGGGAGGGGGAGGAGGAGAGGGUGAAAGCCUCUGAAAUAAUGAAAACCACACAGGAUGACUGGAGGAGGAAGAGGGAGCAGUAAACAGUGGGACAUAAAGCCCUUGGAUGAAGAAGAGGUUGCAGUAGAUGAGACCUGAUUCUUUAAAGAAAUAAUGAGGCUGUCUAUCCAGGGUGGAGGGUGUGAGACGACAUCCCUUAAUGAGAACAACACAGAAGACGUGGAUUUUACACUCAUUCAUCACAUUGUUUUUAAGCAAUAACACUAAAGCUAAUGGACUUUUUUCCCUUGAGAUCUUUAGCACACAAUGAAAUGCAUUUAAUCUGAGAACAAUUUGAGAAUAGUGACCACACAGUUGACUUUGUCUGCACGGAAUAUUUUCCAGAAAUGUCUGUUUUUUAACCUGGGGUUCCUAGCUUCAUUUAGCGUUGCCUACGCUUCAUUUCUCUUCUCUCCUCUACUUCCUUACGUUCUACUUCUGUAAAAGAGACCUGAUGCCCCUACCUUUUAGACAGGAGGGAAUGGCAAAUCCAUCUUCUGUCACAUAUUCAUCCAAUGAAAAGCCCCCUGAACUCUUACAUGGAGAUAGAUCCAUUAGUCAAGCCCAGGCCCAAAUGAACGUCAACCUAGAUCAGCAUCCAUCCCGGAAAUACUCCUGUUCUCAUAGCUCCCUAAUCACAGACCCGUCCCGCACCUCGCGUGCCCUGCCAAUCAAAAACAUCAAUCUGUUAUUGAACCUUCUUUUUCUCUCAUUUUGAACCCAAGUGUAAAAUUGCUUGAAAACCAACUGAACUCAGUGGCCCUCUUUUUUAUAUGAAGUAAUAGACCUUGACAGUAAGCCUGUAAAAGUCAGUUUCGAUUUUGAUGAGAAAUACCUGCCAUUUUACUGUAAUUUACUUACAGGACCUGACUUUCCCCUCACUGCCCUGGCACAGGUCCUGAAAAGCCAUAAAAUAAAUUGAGACAGAUAAAUAUUGAGAGAAGAAAAUAUUUUUGAUGUUAUUUGUUUAAUACUGUAACCUUUGAAACCAAAUAUGAACCCAGCGUUCUGGUUCGGGGUAUAUAUAAAACCCUCAAAUGCUUGACUGACUGAUUGUAUGAAUAGACAUGAAUAGACAUUUGUCACUGAGGAUCAACCCUUGAGCUACAGUGAGGGAAAAAAGUAUUUGAUCCCCUGCUGAUUUUGUACGUUUGCCCACUGACAAAGACAUGAUCAGUCUAUAAUUUUAAUGGUAGGUUUAUUUGAACAGUGAGAGACAGAAUAACAACAACAAAAAUCCAGAAAAACGCAUGUCAAAAAUGUUAUAAAUUGAUUUGCAUUUUAAUGAGGUAAAUAAGUAUUUGACCCCUCUGCAAAACAUAACUUAGUACUUGGUGGCAAAACCCUUGUUGGCAAUCACAGAGGUCAGAUGUUUCUUGUAGUUGGCCACCAGGUUUGCACACAUCUCAGGAGGGAUUUUGUCCCACUCCUCUUUGCAGAUCUUCUCCAAGUCAUUAAGGUUUCGAGGCUGACGUUUGGAACUCGAACCUUCAGCUCCCUCCACAGAUUUUCUAUGGGAUUAAGGUCUGGAGACUGGCUAGGCUACUCCAGGACCUUAAUGUGCUUCUUCUUGAGCCACUCCUUUGUUGCCUUGGCCGUGUGUUUUGGAUCAUUGUCAUGCUGGAAUACCCAUCCACGACCCAUUUUCAAUGCCCUGGCUGAGGGAAGGAGGUUCUCACCCAAGAUUUGACGGUACAUGGCUCCGUCCAUCGUCCCUUUGAUGCGGUGAAGUUGUCCUGUCCCCUUAGCAGAAAAACACCCACAAAGCAUAAUGGUUCCACCUCCAUGUUUGACGGUGGGGAUGGUGUUCUUGGGGUCAUAGGCAGCAUUCCUCCUCCUCCAAACAUGGCGAGUUGAGUUGAUGCCAAAGAGCUCCAUUUUGGUCUCAUCUGACCACAACACUUUCACCCAGUUCUCCUCUGAAUCAUUCAGAUGUUCAUUGGCAAACUUCAGAUGGGCCUGUAUAUGUGCUUUCUUGAGCAGGGGGACCUUGCGGGCGCUGCAGGAUUUCAGUCCUUCACGGCAUAGUGUGUUACCAAUUGUUUUCUUGGUGACUAUGGUCCCAGCUGCCUUGAGAUCAUUGACAAGAUCCUCCCGUGUAGUUCUGGGCUGAUUCCUCACCGUUCUCAUGAUCAUUGCAACUCCACGAGGUGAGAUCUUGCAUGGAGCCCCAGGCCGAGGGAGAUUGACAGUUUUUUUGUGUUUCUUCCAUUUGCGAAUAAUCGCACCAACUCUUGUCCCCUUCUCACCAAGCUGCUUGGCGAUGGUCUUGUAGCCCAUUCCAGCCUUGUGUAGGUCUACAAUCUUGUCCCUGACAUCCUUGGAGAGCUCUUUGGUCUUGGCCAUGGUGGAGAGUUUGGAAUCUGAUUGAUUGAUUGCUUCUGUGGACAGGUGUCUUUUAUACAGGUAACAAACUGAGAUUAGGAGCACUCCCUUUAAGAGUGUGCUCCUAAUCUCAGCUCGUUACCUGUAUAAAAGACACCUGGGAGCCAGAAAUCUUUCUGAUUGAGAGGGGGUCAAAUACUUAUUUCCCUCAUUAAAAUGCAAAUAACUGUAUAACAGUUUUGACAUGCGUUUUUCUGGAUUAUUUUGUUGUUAUUCUGUCUCUCACUGUUCAAAUAAACCUACCAUUCAAAUGAUAGACUGAUCAUUUCUUUGUCAGUGGGCAAACGUACAAAAUCAGCAGGGGAUCAAAUACUUUUUUCCCUCACUGUAUAAACGUCACUACAGGUUAACCAGUCCAGUAUUUGUUAUAUAUAUAUAUAUAUAUAUUUUGAGGCAGCACAUGAGUUGGCCUGUGCUGCUGUAAUGUGAGUGUAUAAUGAGAGAGUAUGAGUGUGUGUUGUUAGAGCAUGGUCUCGGUUUGUUAGCUUUCAGGUGUGCCUUGUGCAUGUGUCUCACCCCGCCCCCGGUGUGGAGGGAAGGGAAGUGGAGGGGGGUGUAGUGGAGGGAGAAGUCUCCCCCGUCAACAUGAGCAUCCUGUGGGUUAGCCAGGGACCAGGGUCAGCUCUGCAGUGUCUGUCUGGCAGGCAGGCAGCAUACCAUAUACAUCUGCCAACAACGCAAUCAUACUAGGUUUUUAAGUAAUUAUAUCAUGUUCAAUAUCGUGAGGUUUAAUCAAUAUGAUAAAUCUACAGCCCAGAUUCUAGGAGAAUGACAAGCAAAAAAUGCAUUGGAUAAAAUGAAUUUUAAAGGAAGGUUCUUGAGACAUAAGGGGUUUGUAGAAAGGUGCCAAAGUAUUGCAGUUGAUACAGUAUCAUACAGAACCAACCAUAGCAGAGUAACAGCCUAUAGAUACCAGAGACGGCUACUCUGAUUGCCUCCUGUGAACAGAUGGGAAAUAUAUUGGCUUAUUAUUAUGGUCUGGUUGUGCUAUGACAACAGAGACAACAGGAACAGAGACUAUCAUACCUCAUCACUCCCUUUCCCUCACACCUUUAUUUACCCCAAUUCCAGAGAGAUGAGAGGAAUUGGCAUGAUGAUUUCUAAGACAGAUAUAAAGGAGACAUUUCUAAUUAUUUAAUACAUCUCGGGACCCUCCACUUGAUAUGUCCAAUAAUGUUAACAUAAUUGCAUAAGUUGUUAAAGGGGGUUGGAGGGGGAACGCUACUGGAAUAUUAUACAGCUCUCACACUGAAUGAGAGUCAGAGUAGAGAGAGAAGCUGGCUGUGUUGGGAUGGAAUCCCAAUGUGUCUGGGUAUGGCUGUUCAUCUAUAGGUAGGAGAGCUGCUGGACCACUGUGUCUGUAUGCAGUUAGACAGGAUAAUACUGGAUGUUAGUCUAUAUUGAAGUCAUUUAGGUUCAUUUUUCUAAAUGUAGAAGUGUACACAGCGUUGAAUAGAUAACAGUUGAAUAGAUAACAUGGCUUUGUGGUAGAUAUUAACGAACAUAAUCCAAGUUUAAGAAUUAUAAAAUAGUAUUGUGUCUCCAUUGUGCCUCAGAAUGUGUUUCUCUGUUUUUCCAUUAAUGAUGGACAAUGAAUGAGUCUAAUUCAGGACCUUGAGCAGCUAGCUAUUAUUUUGAAACCCUUUAUUGAAAACUUGACUUCAGUAAAAUGUAGGGACACAAGGAGAAUGGCAUCGUAUAUCCUGCCCUUCCUUUCUAUUGCUAAUGCUACAGUACAGGCAGAAACAUCUAUUUUAUUAUGUAGCAAUGAAACCCUUUUUCAUUGUGUUGUACCGGAAUCAGACGCUGUAUUGCUGGACUUGAAUAAUGCAUAAGGCCUCUUGUCUGUACACUAUGUAGUCAACAAUGGCAACAGUGGUAACAACAGGUUUGUGGCUGCCAGAGUAUUAUGUAAAGUGGCCGGGGGGGGGCGUGUGUCUGGCUCUCUCUCCUGUUAUUGAGGCAGCGGGCGGCAGAGGGACACAGGGAAGGGAAGGGGUAUGCAGGCUGGAUGGCUGGCUGCUCCAGGGGCCUGGAGGGGACACGCUCAGAAUUAAUGAGGCCAAUUUAGCGUGGGGGCCAGGGUGGUGUCUGUGAAGGGGUCCAUGAGGAGGACUGGAGGUCUCCUUCUCUCCCUCCCUCCCUCCGGCUCACCUCACCUCAGACACACUACUGUAAUGGAUUGUUGCACAGGAGAUGAUGAACAAAUGCUGAUACCCAAUGUCUGGUCUGCACAAACUGAUUAUAGACUCUAGAAUACUGUGUGAUAUAUAGUAACUAUUGGUUUUAAAUCUACACAGUGACACAAUGACAAUGCCCUAAAAUGUGUAUUGUAUCCAUACUUUUAUGCUUACUUUUAUUCUUCAUGUGUGCCCCCUUUUUUUGUAAAAAGGAGAGAAAAAAGGUCAAAACCUUUAACCUUUUGCUUUUCCUUUGCCUAUGACUCAAUAGGAAGAUACACUGCCUUAUGAAGAGUGAUCAGGUUAAGGCUAACCACAUCUCUUGUUCUCUUCAGGCAACAUAGAAUACAGCUGUCCCGCCACAAACGAGUGCGAGAUCACAAAACGGAGACGCAAGUCAUGUCAAGCCUGCCGCUUUAUGAAGUGUCUCAAAGUGGGGAUGCUCAAGGAAGGUAAGGAGAUCUCCUUUUCUUGUGAAAGUGUCUGUCUGUCCAUUUGUCUUGGUAUCACUCUCUUUAUAUUAUGUCAGCAUUAUUUAAAUGAUCUCAACAUUCUCCAUGGAACGACACCAUUCAUAGAAGAAGGAUGUAAAGACUGGAAACAUCAAACAAGGACUUCUGAGAGGAAGUGGUCUCCUCAAAGCUCCCGGCUGAUCUAACAGCAGUGAGUGGGCCCAUGCCAGUCCAGACCAGUGUGAGGGAUGUUGGCUGCAGCCUGCUGUGCCUGCAGCCACAGCCAGACAACUGA
Messenger RNA from Coregonus sp. 'balchen', 10800 nucleotides. The record is from the annotation of a GenBank genome assembly. Lineage: Eukaryota; Metazoa; Chordata; Actinopteri; Salmoniformes; Salmonidae.